Juglans microcarpa x Juglans regia is the source of this 2289-nucleotide messenger RNA. Its product is annotated as probable receptor-like protein kinase At2g47060. NCBI's taxonomy places the organism in Eukaryota, Viridiplantae, Streptophyta, Magnoliopsida, Fagales, Juglandaceae. Gene Ontology annotation, molecular function: protein kinase activity; ATP binding. The transcript is spliced from 10 exons. The record is from RefSeq and is a predicted model, not a curated record. Gene Ontology annotation, biological process: protein phosphorylation. The coding region runs from base 356 to 2014 and encodes 552 amino acids. Gene Ontology annotation, cellular component: plasma membrane.
UGCAAGGGAUUGUCGUUGAGUCUUUGGAAUUAUCUGAGCGUUCCUGUUGAAGCCGGCAACACUCCCGCCACUCUCAGCAACAUACUGGAAUAUCCACAAGCAUAUCUCCGCUUGGAACUUGGCAUCGUUCGAAUCGUCUCUCUAACCCAAUGCGCUUCAUAUAUUAAGGUUUCCAGCAAAUCCCAUUGGGUCACAAGUCUCUAUCUUUUUACAUGUCCUUGACUUCCACUGAUAAAAAGCGAUCAAGGUUUCCACUCUUUAGUUCGCAUACAGAUCAACACCCAGAUAGGGAAAGGAGUUGUAUAGCCUUAUUAUCCAAUACACAUUUGUGGGUUCCGCCGGAAUAAUAAUCUCCAUGGAUAGCCCUUCGUCGCCGUCUAACGUUGUUAUCGCAUUGGAUGCGACUAAGGAUCGCAGUCAAACUGAGCUUGAGCACACCAUUGAAGGCGUGCGAACGGCGGGUUGCAUUCUCCGUGGAGGAGACACGCUUGUCGUGCUCGGAGUCCUCCAUAAGGUCCUACACCCCUUGGGUUACCAACUCAGAGCAUUGCCUGAUUCUUUAACUGGAACGAGUAAUCGUUCAAUGGAGGAAGAAGUUUUAAAGAAAGUUGAUUUGUAUAUAAAUAUGCUCAAGAGAAGUGCUGGAAAGUGUGACGAUCAAGGGGUCCGGAUUGAAGUCAAAAUUACAGCUGGUUUUCCCAUUAAACAGGUUAUUUUACAAGAGGUAGCAGCCUGUAAAGCAAGUUGGGUUGUACUUGACAGGCACCUUAGACGGGAUUUAAGGUUUUACCUUAAACAGAUAUCUUCCAAGGUUGCAUUAAUACAAGAUAGCUUCAGUGCAGAAAUAUGGAGACCUCAUAGUACUAGUGAUACGGAUGAUAUAGAACACAGGCUGUUCUAUUCCAUGACCAAGGCUGUUACACUAUCAAAUGCUCCAGGUAGUGAAAACAUGGAGCAUGCUUCUCAAAUUGUCCAAAAGCAACCUAAACAGGUCUUCCAACAACAAUCCUUGGAGGCACCUAUUCUUUGUGCUCAUUGUGGGACAAGGACUGACUUGUAUGUCAAGGAUUCUAUGAGAUUUAUUUUUUCAGAGAUACAGAAUGCAACAGAUGGUUUUUCAGAGGAGAACUUAAUAGGAGAAGGCGGAUACGGACGUGUGUAUAAGGGUCAACUUAAAGAUGGACAGCUCAUUGCAGCAAAGGUACGUAAAGAAGCAAGCACACAAGGGUUUGCUGAAUUUCAUUCUGAGGUAUAUGUCUUAAAUUUUGCACGGCACAAGAACAUUGUGAUGCUGCUGGGUUACUGUUGCAAGGAAAACCAAAAUAUUUUGGUGUACGAGUAUAUCUGCAACAAGUCUCUUGAUUGGCACUUGUUCAAUAAAGAUGCAACUGUUCUUGAGUGGCACGAAAGAGUUGCUAUUGCCAUUGGAACUGCGAAAGGAUUGCGUUUUCUUCAUGAAGAAUGCCGUGGAGGUCCUAUUAUUCAUAGGGACAUGCGACCAAGCAAUAUACUACUCACACACGAGUUUGUUCCCAUGCUAGGUGACUUUGGCCUUGCCAAAUGGAAAACAAGCGAUGAUCCUGUAUAUACACGGAUACUUGGAACAUUAGGAUACCUUGCUCCAGAGUAUGCAGAGGAUGGUAUUGUUUCUGUACGAACAGAUGUCUAUGCAUUUGGCAUUGUUUUGUUACAACUGAUAUCAGGACGCAAGGUGAUUGAUGCAAAUGCAGAAGAGCAACAACAAUCUUUGCGACAAUGGGCAGAACCAUUGAUUGAGAGGCUUGCAUUACAUGAGCUCAUUGAUCGUCGUCUAGGGGACGUGUAUGACACAUACGAGUUGUAUAUCAUGGCUAAGACUGCGUACUUAUGUGUGCAAAGAAGCUCUGAAAUGCGGCCAUCCAUGGGAGAGGUUGUACGCCUUCUUGAAGCAGACAAUGACCAUUUCCACCACUUAACAGAGCAAUUUGUACCUCAUUAUACAAAUAAAGAAAGAGGAACUGACAAGUCAAUAUGAAGAACACACCUUCCACACCAUUGAUAUGGCAAGAUUUGAUUUGCAAGAGAAGUUUAAAAACUUGCUCUUACAAAUUAAAUCUUGCCAUGUCAGUUGAGUGGAGGGUGUGUCCUCUACAUUGUCUUGCAAAUAUAAUUUUUCUUACCAUUUUCUAUUCACUGGUCACUGUUUUGGUUUCUAUAGGUAUUGGACAAAGGAGACAUCCACUCAUGUUUAUCUUGAUUUACAUUUUAAACAUAGCAAAGCAUGGCUUGACACAAAUAGUAAGUUUGUCU